Molecule: messenger RNA, 8466 nt
Organism: Kogia breviceps (pygmy sperm whale)
Lineage: Eukaryota; Metazoa; Chordata; Mammalia; Artiodactyla; Physeteridae
Source: RefSeq, a predicted model, not a curated record
CCUGGGCCGGGCCCGAGCCGGAGCAGGAGAAGCAGCCGGGCCCCUGGACCGCGGCGUUCCCGGCCCCCCACCACCUGGGAGGUAGCCCUCCCCGCUGCCGGCUCCUCUCCGAUUCCCGCCCGCCGGCGGCCGCCUGCUCGGGGCGAAGGGGCUCUGCUGCGAGCCCCUGGCCCUGAGGGGCGCCGGGGAGAGGCGCCCCGGGGUCUCUGUGCCCGCCAGCGCCCGGCGGCCCCCGAGAUUGGGGUCGCGCCCGCCGGCCCAGACACCUGUUCGGCCCGGCCCGGCGUCGUCGCCGGGGGCCAGGAUGAAAGUGACUGUGUGCUUCGGCAGGACCGGCAUCGUGGUGCCCUGCAAGGAGGGCCAGCUGCGCGUCCGGGAGCUCACGCAGCAGGCGCUGCAGCGGUACCUGAAGACCCGGGAGAAGGAUCCUGGGUACUGGGUGAAGAUUCAUCACUUAGAAUACACAGAUGGAGGAAUCCUGGAUCCAGAUGAUGUCUUGGCAGAUGUCGUUGAAGACAAAGAUAAGCUGAUUGCUGUGUUUGACGAACAAGAACCACUCCACAAGAUCGAGAGCCCCAGUGGAAACCCCGCAGGCCGGCAGAGCCCAGAUGCUUUUGAGACGGAAGUGGCUGCCCAACUGGCUGCAUUUAAACCAGUUGGUGGGGAAAUUGAAGUAACCCCUUCUGCUCUGAAAUUAGGCACACCGCUGCUGGUGAGGAGAAGCAGUGACCCGGCGCCAAGCCCACCUGCUGAUGCCCAGCCAAGCGCUUCACACCCCAGUGGCCAGAGUCUGAAACCUGUUAUUCCAAAUUCCACACAGGACUUAGAAGAUGGAGAAGUUAUGAAUGGUGUGCAGACAGAACUCCUGACAUCGCCGAAAACUAUGGAUGCAUUGAGUAAUAUGACAAGAACAGUGGAGAUUUCUGGGGAAGGAGGCCCCUUGGGAAUACAUGUAGUACCUUUCUUUUCAUCUCUGAGUGGAAGGAUUCUAGGGCUCUUCAUCCGUGGCAUUGAAGAAAACAGCAGGUCCAAGCGGGAAGGACUGUUUCACGAAAAUGAAUGCAUUGUAAGAAUCAACAGCGUGGACCUCGUAGACAAAACCUUUGCUCAGGCUCAGGACGUCUUCCGUCAGGCAAUGAAAUCUCCAAGUGUGCUGCUCCAUGUGCUUCCACCUCAAAACCGGGAACAGUAUGAAAAAUCAGUCAUUGGACCUCUUAACAUUUUUGGUAACAAUGAUGGCAUUUUGAGAACAAAGGUGUCACCUCCUGUCCAUGGAAAAUCAGGAAUAAAGACAGUAAAUCUCACAGGAACAAGCAGUCCUGAAGAAGAUGCAUCGACUUCCCUGCAGCAAAGCAAGAGCCCCCGAGUACCAAGACUAGGUAGAAAGCCAUCCUCUCCCUCACUCUCCCCACUCAUGGGGUUUGGCAGCAAGAAAAAUGCAAAGAAAAUUAAGAUUGACCUAAAGAAAGGACCUGAAGGACUUGGUUUCACUGUGGUUACCAGAGAUUCUUCCAUACAUGGUCCUGGUCCCAUUUUUGUAAAAAACAUUUUACCAAAGGGAGCAGCAAUAAAAGAUGGCCGCCUACAAUCAGGGGACAGAAUUUUGGAGGUAAAUGGCAGAGAUGUCACUGGACGAACUCAGGAAGAGCUCGUGGCCAUGCUGAGGAGCACCAAGCAGGGAGAGACCGCAUCACUGGUCAUCGCCCGCCAGGAAGGGACUUUUCUGCCCCGAGAGCUGAAAGGAGAACCUGACUGCUAUGCACUCUCCCUGGAAACAACUGAGCAACUCACCUUCGAGAUCCCCCUGAAUGAUUCUGGUUCCGCUGGUCUUGGGGUGAGCUUGAAGGGGAACAAAUCUCGAGAAACUGGAACAGACUUGGGGAUUUUUAUCAAAUCCAUCAUCCACGGAGGUGCUGCUUUUAAGGAUGGUCGGCUGCAGGUGAAUGACCAGCUGAUUGCAGUUAACGGGGAAUCUCUUCUGGGAAAGUCCAACCACGAAGCUAUGGAAACACUUAGGCGAUCAAUGUCCAUGGAAGGAAACAUACGAGGGAUGAUCCAGUUGGUGAUUCUGAGGAGGCCAGGGAGACCACUGGAGGAGCCUGCAGAGUGUGGGGCAUUUUCUAAGGCGUGCUUUGAGAACUGUCAAAAUGCUGCAACCACCUCCAGGAGAAAUGAUAAUAGUACAGUGCAUCCAUUUGGCACUUACAGCCCACAAAACAAACAGAAAGAGCUGUUGCUUCCCAAUGACAGAUGGGCUGAGAGCGGAGGACCUCCUCCUCCUCCACCACAUCCCGUUCUGGAAUUGGGCCUUGAAGAUUACAGCCACAGCUCUGGGGUGGAUUCAGCAGUAUUUUUUCCGGAUCAGCGCCUCAACUUUAGAUCUGUGACACCAGCCAAGCAGCCUGAAUCAAUGAAUCUGAAAGCCUCAAAGAGCAUGGACCUUGUGCCAGAUGAAAGCAAAGUCCAUUCGUUGGCUGGACACAAAUCGGCAAAACACAACUGGAGUGGAAGCAGAUGUGAGUUCCCUCUCUACACUUGGGUCAGCUUCCAUAGAGGAUCUUUCCUUCCCAUGACCUUCUCCUCCUUCAGCAAAGAUGUAAACCCUGAAGCAUUUAUCCAAAGAGCAGCUAUUUUGAGGCCAGUCUUCUCCAUCUUGACUAUGAAUCAAGACUCUCCAAGCAAAGAUUUCGGUCCAACUCUGGGUUUGAAAAAGUCCAGCUCCUUGGAGAGCCUGCAGACUGCAGUUGCCGAAGUCAGGAAGAACGAACUUCCCUUCCACCGGCCCCGGCCGCACGUGGUCCGUGGCCGAGGCUGCAACGAGAGCUUCCGAGCAGCCAUUGACAAAUCUUACGAUGGACCCGAAGAAUUAGAAGCUGAUGGUCUCUCUGAUAAGAGCUCUCACUCUGGCCAAGGAGCUCUGAAUUAUGAAUCUGCCCCUCAGGGGAACUCUGAGCUAGAGAAUGCAGAAAAUAAAGCCAGGAAAGUCAAGAAACCGAAAGAAAAGGAGAAGAAGAAGGAAAAGGGCAAAUUCAAAGUCAAGGAGAAAAAGCAGAAAGAGGGAAAUGAAGAUCCAGAAAGGAAAAUAAAGAGGAAGGGAUUUGGUGCCAUGCUGAGAUUUGGAAAGAAGAAAGAUGAUAAGGGUGGAAAGGCUGAUCAGAAAGGCCCUCUGAAGCAUGGUGGCCUGAGAGAAGAGGAGCUGGAGAAAAUGAAAGAAGAACGUGAGAGGAUUGGGGCAAAACAUCAGGAACUAAGGGAAAAGCAAGCAAGAGGUCUUAUUGAUUAUGCUGCUGGUGCGAUUGGAUCACUGCAUGAUAUGGACGAUGAUGAAAUGGACCCCAACUAUGCCAGAGUAAACCACUUCCGGGAAUCAUGUGCAUCAGCAAAUGUCUAUAGAUCUCCAUCUCCCCCUCGGGCUGGACCACUGGGGUACCCUCGGGAUGGCCGUCCACUGUCUCCAGAGAGAGAUCACUUAGAGGGUCUCUAUGCCAAGGUCAACAAGCCAUACCAUCCACCAGUGCCAGUUGACAGUGGCCGUUCCAUGAGCGGAAGCACUGACCGCAUCCAGAAGUUGCGGAAGGAGUAUUAUCAGGCUCGGAGGGAAGCUUUCGCUUUAUAUGAGGACAAUGAAGGAAGAGCAAGACCUGACUAUGACCUUCACUGGAACUGUUUCUGGAACAGUAGUACUGAAGAAACGUCCAUUAGUUUAGCCAGGGCAAGUCAGAGGAUCACAGAAAUGACCCCUACAGAGCAGGAAAGAGAUUCUCUCCAGGUGUCUGGAAAGGGUCCAGAUGGGAAUGCACACAACCUCCGCUUUGAGGGGCUGGAGAGACAGUACGCCUCCUUACCCAGGGGAGGACCAGCAGAUCCUGUAGACUAUCUGACAGCAGCACCUCGAGGGCUCUACAAGGAAAGGGAGCUUCCGUAUUACCCAGGGGCUCAUCCCGUGCAUCCGCCCAAAGGGAGCUACCCCCGCCCCCCAGAUCUGAGGAUCACAGAUCUCCGGUAUCCCCAGUACUAUCCACCCCCGCCAGCCCCCCAGCACAAAGGACCCUUCCGACAAGAUGUGCCACCUUCCCCUCCUCAGCACCACAGAGUACCAGCCUACCCAGAAAUGGGCAGACCAGUGCCCCGAGGGGGCAGCCCAGAUCAGUACCCCUAUCGAAUGCAGGAUCCCCGGCAGAAGAACCCCAUGACCGCAGCCGUGUAGCUGAACGCCACCAAGCUCAGCCCAGCCCAGAAAGGAAGACAUCCAACAUCACCUUUGUUCUUCCUACACCUUAAGGCCUUCUUCCUGUUAAGAAUCCGCCAUGGUACAGAUGAGGUUUUUCUCACUGAGGCUGCAACACUUGACUGCUAAUCAGAGAGAAAGAAGGGGAACAGGAGUUUGGGGAGGGAAAUCAGAAGGAAGAGGAAGGAUGGAGCCAUAAAGAAAAUACUGCCUGAAAUACUUUUAGAAUUGUUCGGUUCACUGAGAGCGGCAAAUGCACAGGCAGAUAACCAUGGAGAUCUACAACACGGUGCCUCCCCGGAGCACAGACAUGCCCCAUAGCACUGGCAUCACGGAGGGCAGACUCUGCCCGGGAUCGUCAUCCAUUCGGAGACUAAGCUUCAGCCGCCUGAUUAGAGGUGUUAAGUCUGUGAAGAGUGGUCGCCAAUAUGGGUGUCCUAAGUGAGUGGUUUUUACAUUGAAGAAACAACAGCGGCAAACGUGACGAGUGAUCUCCUUGAACUGGUUUAUACCUAGAGGAAGGCUGCGUUUCUUUAUCUGUAGAACUUCUCAGGUUCUCAGUUCCACUCACUGGGUAUAAGCAUGUCACGUUUCCUUGCUUUUAGUAUAAAAGUAAGAUGUGAAUGCAGUGUUGGUGUCCUGGGAGAAUGGACAAAGCUAGUCGGAGCUUCCACAAGAAAUAUAUGCCUAGCAUCACGGCAGUCAGGUUAAGACGCUGACAUUCCUGUGGUCCUCACCUUCCUUCCUCCCACGUCCCAGGCACGACAGCAUGGAGAUAUCUGGCUUCCGAGGCAUCCCCAAAUCUCCUGCCUAUAAUUAUUGUUAAGUGGGGCCUCUAUUUUAAGGUUCCCACUUGAGAGUUAAGAUGUACUCGGGAAAAAGAGGGCCCACUGGUUAGUUUGCACAGGAAGCAGUGCUCUGGAGAUGCCAAUUCCCGACGCAGUGCCAAACAGCGCCAUAUGCACCCGGCGUCAGGGAGGGGCUGACUGUGCUCUUUGGGAAUGAUAACUGGCAGGUCGUAGAUGGUGGUGACUGACUCUGUGUGUGUGUGUGUGUGUGUGUGUGUGUGUGUGUGUGUGUGUGUGUGUGUGAAAGUGUAUGAUUACCAGUAUGGAGAAUGGAAAAUAAAAACGCUUUCUGGAAAGUUUGAUGAGGAAGGGAAUAAAAAGGAAAAAAGCCAGAAAACAGAAGGGAAGGGAGAAGGAGCAUAAAACUAAAUCAUUCUAUAUCUGCUAUAUUAUUUCAUUAACAGAAGUCAGGGCAAGAGCAAGGCCAAGGUCUCCAGUUGGGAAAAGAAGGUCUUAUGGUUUCAAAAAGCUGAAAGCCCACCCUCCAAAAUCCAUCGCAAUUUUUUUAGAGCUUUGCAGCUAUAUUCUACUUAUUUCAACAUAGAACCUCUAAAACCUACGACCUAACCCAAAUGAGAACAUAAGAGAAAACUGAGAAACAGCAAAGCAUGGGAGCAGCAACUCGAAUUGUUCAGUGACUCCUGCAGUACUUUAAACCUUUCUACAUUCCUUCUUCAUUCCCUCCCCAAAAAAGUCUUGAGUUCAAUUUAGACAUAUUUUGGCCAAGAUUAGGAUACCUCUGACUGCUAGGAUUUAAUAAAUUAUAGAUUAUUGAAUAUAUAGAGUAUCUAUCCAGCCCAGUUUAGUCUUAUUUUAAUUUAAAAUAGAGUUCCAUUACCAAGAAUGGUGCAACGGCUGGGUUUCGACUUAACUAGUGUUACUUACUGAACUUUAAGAGGUAUCAUCUUCUAAACUACAAUUUACUUAUGGCCCUCUUGAAAAUAGACUGUCAAGUUGUUUUUUGCCCUCUAUCAUCUCUCUUAUGCCAGGCACCUUUAGAUUGUUCGCAAUUUGUGCAGAGGUUGAGGAUUGGGCCCUGCUCACCUAGAGCUGGAGUGCAGGUGAGCUGUAGGGUUUCCCAGCCAACAUGCUGCAAGCUGCCUUCCCCUCAAGCUAAAUAAACCUUCAAGAAGACAAGGAUAAGAUGAGGGAAGUGUGAUGUAUUUUGAAGAGUUAAAAAUCAGCUCUUUAGGAUGUUCCAUAAUUUAACCACAUUUCUGUAGACUACUGUACAUAGCCAAGCCAGAAGCUUCCUUCUGGAUUAAGGCCAAGGUCCCACAAGGGGCAGUGGUAUAAGGUGAGACGCUCCGUGUGUGUUGGAGGAGUGGCCCCUGUAGGAAGAAUGCCUAUAUUUUCACCACGUUGCCACCUUGUGAGCAUAUCUCCUGCACUCAGGCUCGGGGAAAGCUGCUCCAAGCAUGGUUUUGUGUUGUACACACAGGUAAUAAAACAGUUGCUAAUCCUGAGGGGCAGCCACGGAUGUGAAGGUACUAUGAAAACGGAUGAAAAAAAGAUUAUAGCAGUUUUCUUUUCUUGCUUGAAGUAUAACACACGCCCCAUUAGACCCUACGCAAAAGAAGCUAGCAUUGCAUGUGCGACAGUCUUCAUCAAGCCAAGUAACAAUUAAGAACAGCUUGAAUGUAAGCUUUGCCUGUGAACCAGCCCUCCAGCUGUCACCACCCAGAGGUUAUGGAACUCUUUCCCAGUAUUUAGGAGAACAGGUUGUUUAGAGCAUUUAGAAGACCAGGCUAUCAUCAAUAGGUGCCCAGUAGCAGGAAAUAGUUCCUGGUUUAUUUAUGGCCUUGGAAAAACUCAAUCAGGUGUCUCCUUGUAGCUCGGAAUGCUAAGUAGACCCCCAGGAAAAGGUGGCAUGGCGAGCUUGGCGAGCUGCAAACCCAUCAACGUACACCCACCCGGCUCCUCACCUGACCACUGGGUCAUCCAGGCCUUGAAAUGAUGUAUUGGCCUCAAGUAACUAGUUAUUUUAAGGAGCUCUGUUUGUGUCUCUUUUUGCAGGAAUAGAGAGAUAAAAGGGAGCAGACCACCGAAAAAUUUUAGAUGCAGGCAAAUUCAGUCCUCUACAAGGGAGCGAAACACACCAUCUCACUAACCCAUUGUAUCAUUGGUCUGUGGCGGUAUCACUCUUGGUAUAAUAUUGCUUCCCUAUGGUAUCACACCACUGGAUGAAAGUCAAGCGCCAAGUCAGGAGUAUUUUCUUAAAUCAUGAUUGACAAGAAAAAUUGGGGGAAAAAAUUACCGCAAAGCUCCUUAUUCUUAGAUUUUUAGAUCUAUAUGCAUUGACCUCAUAGUACAGCACAGAGCAAAGAUCUUAUAAUCAAGAGCACGGAUAAAGCCUCACGUCACCCUGAGGAGGAAACUGUACACACCAACUGAGAGAGGAGAUUUGAGACUUCACUGUAGCUUUAUUUUUGCCACCAGUAACAAAAUUAAAACAUGAUUCAUUAUUCCUUCCAAAAAUUUAGGAACUUGUUGAAUGAAAUCUAUCUUCUGAAGGAACUCCACCCGACAACUUUUGGAGUUGCCAUGCAUAGGGCUGGUAUGCACAGUGAUCAAGUCUUUAGAGAGUGUUCAUUCCCUAACCUGUAACCACAGCGUUCAUUUUCUUUGGAGGAACAUCUUAGCAUUUCAGAGGAAUACAGAGAUCCGGAGAGUUUGGUGUGGACAGCAAUAUGUGUCUCUAAAAUUUUCAUUGGCAUUAAACUCUGAAAUCCACAAUGAAUGGCCUUCAAAUUGGUGCUAAAUUGGGUAGACACCCUACUGCUUUGACUCCAUGAGCCACAGAAAGUCCAGAUUUAGCACAAUUAGGCAGGAGGGAGUUGGAGUCAGAAACAGCCUGCGAGGGUAUUUCUACUCCCGGUUCAUGCCGACUUAAGUGGAAAUGAUGCCACAAUGAGACCAGAAAGAGGAGUCUCCAUAAGAUAUCGCUACAAAGUCACCUUUCUGAUAAAAAGGAAAAUGAAAGUUAGAUAUCUAAAAUAAGCCUAGAAUCUCAUAUGCAGCUACAACUUCUAAGGGAAACUCUCCCUCAUGUCCUUAAAUCGUAAUAGAAUCUCACACAGCCUGACUUUUAAAGGGGCUUCACUAUAAGCCCAGAGUGGAGAGUGAACUAACCCCCAAGACUGUCUCCUGACUCAGCUCUUUCAGACGAUGUUCCAUCCAUGCUGACUGCAGUGCUAUUUACUACUGGAACAUAAAAACAAAACCUGCUGUUUAUACAGUCACUUUUUCUAGUGUUUUCCUGUGCUUAUAUGAUCCCAAGUCUGUUCAUAAGUUCUGAAGAUAAAUUAUGUGAAAUCAUAUUUUGGCAUAGGGGGUGGAGAAUGAAUUUUUUACAGACUUUUUAGGAUGAUCCCAUUUUUACCACAGAAA